GCCUUGCACAGAAGAUGUUGGACGAUGCGGCCAAAGGCUUCGCCGCAUGCAAGGAGCCGUGGAAUGCCACGCAGGUGGGGGAAGUCCGGGAGCAGCACCAGAACUGCCGGAAGGAAGAGAGCAGCCUCGUCGUUGAUGCGAACGACACCUGCGACGACGCUCAAGUCCUUGCGGAAGUCAAAGUACAGAAGUGCGAGAAAAUGAAAGGUGUCGAUGCAUACCCGCCGGAGGCCCCUGCAGUUUGUGACAAGGACUCGAGCGACGUGUCCUACGAGGUGCAUGCUAGGCGCAUCCGGAACUUCUACAUGCAGAAAGUUCAUGAGUGGGUCAUGGCAGAGGAGGCAUGCACAAAUGCUAUGCAGAAGGCAACUGCAAGAAGCAAGACCUGCAAAGUUCGCAACGAAGGCUGGAAAGACAAGCGCCAAUCUUGCAAUGCCAUCCAGAGGAUGCUGGACAUGGAGGCCUGCGAUGCCUGGACCGAGUACUACCACUGCUCGCAGAACAACUCUUGUCUCCUGGAGGCGACCAAUGCUUAUGUGGAUGCCAAUGGCACUGCGACUGCCAUGCAGCGAUCCAUUGUGUUGCAGUGGAGGGCCAUGAAACGCAUCGAAUGCCUGCUGGAUGCCCUGGCGAACAAUAGAGAAGCGGAUGAUCUCAGCAAUGCCAUCACCGAGUGCAGGAACAAAGUGCACAGCACGACUUCUUGGGCCUUGACUUAUCCGUACUACAAGGACUGGAAGCCUCAGAUGCCCUCCCGGGUCUGUGAAGAGCCUAGCUUUGGGCGGCCUGGAACCGGAUCCUACAAGCGUGAUGAGUAUGAGACCUUGCCCACGAAAGCGCCCGCCGAUGCGUGCUCUGCGGACUGCUGCACCAGGUGUUGGUACUUUUCCUGCAACAGCACCACCGUUUUGAAGCGCAAUGCCAAGCAGCUCACAGGCUUCUCGCAGAAGGCGGGCUGCCGAAUGCUGCGUCGCGCCGACCAAUCCUGGCUGGAAGUACGCUGCUGGGCAGCUGUUCAGCCUCACUUCACAAUGGACUUAAUGUUGGAUUUGGCGGCAGAGUACGAGACGCGGAAGGUCGAGUGCUGGGAUUUCGACAGCGGAGUGAAGCUGGACAGUGCGCUGUCAAGUCUGCGUCACUGCAAUCACCACUACCCACGUGAGAUUGCCGUCUUGACCUUUGUCGCUUGUGCUGCCACGCCGGUCUGCCCGGAGUGGAUCUACAGCCCGUGGGACAACAAGACAUGGGACUGCUCCGAGCGUGAUUGUGGUCAAGGCCAGUUGACCCAAGAGCGGCCCGUGAACUGCACCAACCCCAAGACGUUGGAAGUUGUCGCAGACGAUCUCUGCAAAGGCCCGAAGCCGGAGACGAUUCGCAUUCUGUGCCCGGCGACCCCGCUCUGUGUCACGACAAGCACAACGAGCACGAGCACAAGCACCACAACUUCCACAACUGUCACUUCAACGACCACCAGCACAGUCACAACCACGACCAGCACCAGCACCACCACCUUGGUCACCUGCGAUGUCGUCAGGUGCCCGAAAGGAAGUGUGCCCAAGCCGCUGGUCAACCGAACCGCUGAGUGUGACGGAGGAGUUUGCAAGGCCCAAGAUUGCUGUGACUUGGCGUCGUGGGUGUACAAGAGCUGGGACGAGACAAAGGAGUGUGGCCACAGCUGUGGCCUGAAAUCAAUCCUGGAGUCCCGGUCGGUGACCUGCCAGGUCAAAGCCACCGGACAGGAAGUGAGUCGGGCCACCUGCCGGUAUGGAGAUCCUGAGCCUGCAUCCAAACGCGUGCUCUGUGAAGCCACGGCAGACUGCGACGGUUGCGGCAGCAUCUGGUGUGGCGCAGAUUCGGUGCCCUUGGCUGACCCUCCAAAUUGUGGGAGCUCUUGCACACGAGAACUUUGCUGCAAGAAGUUCGCUGCAGGCUUUCAGGCUACCGAUGUGCAAGAGAAUGCGUCGGCUGUGCAGAACUCCGUGCAGGUGGCAAACCAAGGAUCCUCAGGUGGAUCGGUGAAGUUCGACGGAGAGGCAGCGACCCCGGCCGAGGGCGGCAAAGCGUAUUACCUGGGUGGCAAAACCGGCCUGCCGCUUGGUGGAACCAAGUCCACAGAAUUUACGGCUGUGAUGUACGUCAAACUCCUCGGGAGCGACAACUCAGAAGAAGAAACCGUGAUGCUAAAGGAAGGUGGGCCAGACGACUUCGGCGCAUGGGAGCUCACGGCCACGCCGCUGAAGCAGCUCCGGGUCCGAUCCUUUAAGGAUUCCAAAUCUCAAGCUGCUAUCGGAUGCCUGUGCCUGUCUUCCUAUGCGGAUGAAUGGGCAGCAGUCGCAGUGCGCUAUGAUGGCAAAGGCGAGAAGAUCGAGCUGGUGGUGAAUGGCAAAGUCUGCUGCGAGGCUACCGCCGUUUCAGAUCCCUCAUGGUCGGAUGCGGCUCUACGCAACAGCAGUGCUCCCGUGCAUUUGGGACUCGUUCCCGGUCACCGGCGGCCUGGCGUGGUCGGAGAGGUCUCCGCAGUCCAGAUCUGGGACGGCGCACUGACUGAUGCAGACAUCGAUCACAUCGUGGCUCAGUUCUCCGAGGCUUCAGCAUGGACAGAGCCUCAGGGCCUGUGGUGCAAGCACGACAUCCUCUCCAACCGGACAGGCGUGGCGAGCUUAGCUGCCUGCCGGGCCCUUUGCACCGAAGACCAGCGCUGCAAGUCGGUUCA
Symbiodinium necroappetens is the source of this 2713-nucleotide messenger RNA. The record is from the annotation of a GenBank genome assembly. Lineage: Eukaryota; Dinophyceae; Suessiales; Symbiodiniaceae.